AUGACGGACUUUCACCCAUUACGAUCUGCAAAUGAUAGAGGCUCAAAGAACUGGGAGCAACUCAACAAAAUCGCGGAAAAGCGAGCAAAAGAAGCCUCUCCCGCAACAAUGCCCUCCUUGGAUCAUGCCACAAUGAGUGACUAUGGCCAAGUCUACGAACCAAGCGACGACACCUACCUGUUGAUUGAUGGGAUUCAGUCUGAUCUCACGGAGAAUCAGUCUAUUGCAAAAUCUGCGAGAACAAUACUAGAAUUGGGAUCAGGAAACGGGGUUCCCAUUACCUUUUGCAGCAAGCUUGUGCCAUCGGCUUUGGCCAUUGCAACCGACAUUAAUCCCAAUGCACUUGCAUUCACAAAGAAAACUGCCAUGGAGAACAAUGUGACCAAAUUGGAAACGAUACAAUGCGAUCUGGCAACACCGCUACUUGAAUCCUGCAAACAGCGAAUUGACAUUAUAAUAUUCAAUCCGCCUUAUGUCCCAACACCCGAUGAAGAGGUUUCUGGAAACGGAAUUGAAGUCAGUUGGGCAGGAGGUGAGCGAGGAAGGCUAGUUGUCGAUCGUGCAAUACCUCAGAUUGCUCAUUUACUAUCGGAAAAUGGGGUAUGCUACAUGAUUACAGUAGAUGACAAUGAGCCAGAAGAAAUAUCCAAAAUGUUCGAUGCCCUUGGAAUAAAAAUGUUCCCCCUGGUACGAAGGCGGGCCUACAAUGAGUACCUGAGUGUUCAGAAACUUGUACGGAAGAAGCAAACUAAGCCAUAG
Cylindrotheca closterium is the source of this 759-nucleotide messenger RNA. The record is from the annotation of a GenBank genome assembly. NCBI's taxonomy places the organism in Eukaryota, Bacillariophyta, Bacillariophyceae, Bacillariales, Bacillariaceae.